Molecule: messenger RNA, 513 nt
Organism: Sinocyclocheilus grahami
Lineage: Eukaryota; Metazoa; Chordata; Actinopteri; Cypriniformes; Cyprinidae
Product: dynamin-1-like protein
Exons: 4
Coding region: 118-501 (127 amino acids)
Biological process (GO): intracellular distribution of mitochondria; mitochondrial fragmentation involved in apoptotic process; mitochondrial fission
Cellular component (GO): microtubule; mitochondrion; membrane
Molecular function (GO): GTPase activity; microtubule binding; GTP binding
Source: RefSeq, a predicted model, not a curated record
UUUCCGCGGCCGGUUCAUGGUGCCACUGUGAGGGACAUUGGAUGACUUUGUGCCGUGUUUAGCCGGGGUAUUCGCCUUAGCUCAUUCAUUUUGACAGGGGAAGAGAUCGUCAACGCGAUGGAGGCUCUUAUUCCUGUCAUUAACAAACUCCAGGAUGUUUUUAACACUGUCGGGGCGGAUGUUAUCCAGCUGCCUCAGAUUGCAGUGGUGGGAACGCAGAGCAGCGGGAAGAGUUCAGUGCUGGAGAGUUUAGUUGGCAAAGACCUCCUGCCCCGUGGGACGGGCAUCGUCACCCGCAGGCCUCUCAUCCUCCAGCUGGUGCACGUAGACCCCGAGGACAGAAGAAAGACCAGCGAGGAGAACGGAGUGGAUGGAGAAGAGUGGGGGAAAUUUCUACACACCAAAAACAAGAUCUACACAGAUUUUGAUGAAAUCAGGCAAGAAAUUGAAAAUGAAACCGAAAGAAUUUCUGGAAAUAACAAGGUAAGGAAGAGUCCUUAAAUGAACUAAAUC